This is a messenger RNA of Oncorhynchus gorbuscha (pink salmon), 961 nucleotides long. RefSeq names its product piggyBac transposable element-derived protein 4-like. Lineage: Eukaryota; Metazoa; Chordata; Actinopteri; Salmoniformes; Salmonidae. Bases 272 to 637 code for a protein of 121 amino acids. The record is from RefSeq and is a predicted model, not a curated record. The transcript has 2 exons.
AGGGCCCACAAGACAUGUAGUUAGUUGCCCAUGCCCAGGACAUCUCCAAAACAUUGUACAUGUUCAUCACACCAGCCAUCGAAAAAAUACUGGAGAUGACAAAUUUGGAGGGUUUCUGUAAAUAUGGAGACAACUGGAAAAGGAUUGAUGAGAUUGACCUGCGUGCCUACAUAAGGCUGCUAAUCUUAGCGGGUGUAUAUAUAGGUCCCGAGGCUAGGCUACAUUUAGUCUCUGGGAUGCAGAGUGUGGAAGGGCGAUUUUCCAUGCCACAAUGCCACUCAAAGUCUUCAACACUUCCUCAAGAAUGCUAUGUUUUGAUAACCGUGAGUCAAGACCUGCAAAACAUGUAAGAGACAAACUGGCGGCCAUAAGAGAGGUCUGGGAGGAGUGGUUGGAGCGUCUGCCAUACCUCUAUAACCCUGGGCCUGAAGUAACAGUGGAUGAGCAACUGGUUCCAUUCAGAGGUUGCUGUCCUUUCCGGCAGUAUAUGCCCAGCAAGCCAGCAAAGUAUGGCAUCAAGAUAUGGGUGGCCUGUGACACACAAUCCAGCUAUGCUUGGAAGAUGCAAGUCUACACAGGGAAGCCGACCGGUGGAGGCCUGGAGAAGAACCAGAUGACAGUCCUGGGCUGUGCUUGACGUGACAGAUGGAUUUAGGGGCACAAUGUCACGUGUGACAAGUUCUUCACCUCUUAUUAACUCAGCCAGCAGCUCCUGAAGAGGAAGAUCACCAUGGUUGGCACAGUUAGAAAGAACAAGCCUGAGUUCCCCCCCGUGCAAUCCUCGCAACAAGGGGGAGAGAGGCCUUCUCAUCAAAGUGUGCCUUCACCACCACUAUAGUUUCUUACCUCCCAAAGAGGAACAAGAAUGUGGUCCUCCUGAGCACACUGCACAAAACGGCUGAGACCAGUGAUCGUGAGGACAUGAAGCCAGCUGUCAUCCUGGACUUACAACCACAACAAA